GAAAGAGUGUUUUGCUUCCACCCCUGAAUUUUCCUCAUAAUCCUACCCUUAACAUAUGCUAAACCCUUCCGCUUUGAACGAUCCCACAUUGCAGGAAUAGUAAGAUAAGUCCCCGGAUCAUAACCACUGGCAUGUUAAGAACGCCUCCCAACUCCUCUGACAUGUCCACCGGAGUCUUAGCACCGAAGAAAACACACGAUUUUUGAAGAUAAACUGCUUGGCACAAAGCCGUACAGUAGUCAUUAAUUAUUUUAACCAGAUGGCAACAAUUUGAGCGAUUUGCCUCCAGAAAAAUAAGCGUGUCAUCAGCAAAGAAAAUAUGAGGUAUAACCUAACCAUGCGAGUUCAUCCUCACCCCCUCCAAAAACUUCUGAUUCACCGCCAUUUGUAUCAUCCGAGAGAUUGAUGGAGUGGCACAAAACUAAAUUAAAAAAGAAAGAAGAAUCUAAUUUCAAACUUGUACACAUCAACGAGUUUAUUCAUUCUUUUUCAGAGGAAUUUUUGCAUCCGAUUUCUUCUCGCGCGUACCCCUCAGACUCCAGCAAUCGUCGCCAUGUGGCGUCAAUCUGACAAGAAUUAUAGCAACAUGUAUAAAUUUCCCAGAAACUCCAAGAACUAAGAGAAAACAGUUGCAGCAGCUGUGACUUCUAUUUUUUUCUCUCUUGAAAAAGUGUGUAGGAAAUAACAGAGAUUUUCAGCUCUAAAUGGCCCAAGAUACAAGUUCUGGCGCUAAAUCACGGCGGCCACGUUCUGGUAUGUUGCGGGAUAAGGUUCAGCUUGUGAAAAGAAAGGACUGUGAUCGAUACGAGAUUGUCCAAAUUCCAGAUGUCCUGUAUUUGAGAAAGGUUUCUUUAUAAUUCGGGCGUGUCAGCUGUUGGCUCAAAAGAAUGCGGGGAUAAUACUAGUUGGAGUGGCAGGCCCCUCUGGGGCUGGUAAAACUAUUUUCACUGAUAAAGUGCUCAGCUUCAUGCCCAACAUUGCUGUUAUUACAAUGGACAACUACAAUGACGCUAGUCGAAUCAUCGAUGGAAACUUUGAUGGAGUGGGUUACAGAUAGUGCCUUCAUAAUAUCGCCCAGAAUAACUUUUGAAGUUAGCGUACGCUUACUUGGAGGUCUCAUGGCCUUGGGGUAUACAAUUGCAUCCAUCUUGAAACGAAGCAGCCAUAUCUUCUGUGAUGAGAAGGUUUUCGUGAAAAGUGAUUGGUUGGAGCAACUUAAUCGUCAAUAUGUUCAGGAAAUGAUCGGUUAUAUGUUAAAGAUAUUUCACAGAAGCUCGGCCUGGAUGGUUCAUAUGUUCCUCGUACUUACAUCGAACAAAUUCAGCUAGAGAAACUUGUAAAUGAUGUUAUGACCUUGCCAGAUGAUUUGAAGUCACAGCUCAGCAUAGAUGAUGAUUUCGUUUUGAGCCCUAAGGAAGCACUUUCCCGAGUUUCUGCAGAUAGGAGAAACAAGUAUCUCAACCGUAGAAGGUUUGAUGGAAGAAACCCGGAAUCACCUGCAGCAAUUUCGAACCAGGGAGUUAUUACUCAACUUUCAGAACAAGUUUCUACGCUGAAUGAGAGGAUGGAUGAGUUUACAUUCUGUGUGGAAGAGGUGAACUCCAAGAUCAUGCACCAAAUAGACAAUUUGAGCAAUCUUGUGCGGGAGUAUACGGCAGAGAGGUUUCGCAAAGGAAGAACAGAUGCUACUGGAAGAAUGCCUGAUAUCGAAUCAGUUGUACUUGUUCUUGCUUUGGCAAUUGGCGGUUUAGGCGUCUUCUUACUCAGGAGUCUGCUAUAAACAUGUUUGUAUAAACCCAUGCUGUAUUCCGAAUAAGGGCAGCUUGCCUGUGUAAUGGAAGGAGGCAAAUAUAGAUUUCUAGGUUUAUGCUGGUGUGGUCGGCCAAUGUUGUAAAUAGUUGGUAUACUUUAUACGGGAAGAGGAAUUUAAACUUGAGUGCAAAGGGCGGAGUCUGGCCAACGCUUUUAUACCAUAGUUGUACAAUAAUUCCUUAUGGGUCUACAAAUACAAGUAAAAGUGUUCCAGAUCAGCCAGUUAUAUCCCUAUCCGUUUUACUUGAUAUCUUGUAUUCUGCAUAAAAAUGGAAGA
Molecule: messenger RNA, 2089 nt
Organism: Malus domestica (apple)
Lineage: Eukaryota; Viridiplantae; Streptophyta; Magnoliopsida; Rosales; Rosaceae
Product: inorganic pyrophosphatase TTM1-like
Source: RefSeq, a predicted model, not a curated record